Molecule: messenger RNA, 1767 nt
Organism: Hylaeus volcanicus
Lineage: Eukaryota; Metazoa; Arthropoda; Insecta; Hymenoptera; Colletidae
Exons: 16
Coding region: 170-1579 (469 amino acids)
Source: RefSeq, a predicted model, not a curated record
AUGACUACAACUGGCCCAGUUGAACCGAUGUAUAAUAAAAGUUUUACUUUACUAUCUUAAAAUAUGAAACAAAGCAUUUCUGAUUAUUGUUGCAAUUAUUUUUAAAAUUGUUUAUUUUUUCAAAUAAUUAUUUAUUAUAAAAAAACACAGAAUUUUAAAAAGUUAUGGAAUGGGCAUUUUUUCAAAGGUAACAGAUGUUUAUGAGGAUAUAUGGCGGGCUAUUAUUCGACCACCUCGAGAUAUUUAUACCACUGAACAGCUUGGUUCACCUUGUUUCACAUAUAAAGGAUCGCGCUAUUUCCGUCGAGAUUUUACCGUAUUAAAUGAAAGAGGUCAUUUGUUGCAAUGUAGUCAUUUUGAACACAUUCAAAGUACUGGUAAAUACUUCCCGCAGUCAAUGCCAUGUGUGAUUUAUCUUCACGGAAAUUGUUCUUCUCGAUUAGAAGCAAUUCAAUGUGGUAUUUUAAGAGUACUUCUACCACUAGACAUAUCAGUCGCAUGUUUUGAUUUCUCGGGUUCGGGUUUAUCUGAAGGAGAAUUCGUUAGCCUAGGAUUUUACGAAAAAAAUGAUUUGGAAUGUGUUAUACGUGAUUUGAGAAAUACUGGGCGAGUGUCGAUGAUCGCUUUAUGGGGUCGUUCUAUGGGUGCAGUCACAGCAUCUCUACUUGCCCAUGAAGAUCCAUGUAUUGCUGCAUUGAUUUUAGACUCACCUUUUUCUUCUUUACGGUGUUUAGCGGAAGAAUUAGCUCACGAUUUUUUGGGUUGGAAAGUACCAAAGUUUAUUUUACGACCUGCAUUGAAUAUUAUUCGAAGCACUGUUUUUACUCGAGCUGCUUUUAACCUAGAUGACGUUGAACCUAUCCGUCAUUGUGAAAUGUCAUUCAUACCAGCACUAUUCAUUGCAGCGAAAAAUGAUAACUUUGUUCGACCACACCAUGCCGAAAGUAUGCAUCGGGUUUAUGGCGGUGACAAGAAUCUGGUUUUAGUUGAAGGAAAUCAUAAUACAAUGAGACCCGAAUUUCUUUUCAAUUCGAUAUGUUUUUUUUUAUCAUUAUGUUUUAAAACAAAUAUGUCCCCCCUUCCAUUGCAUUCAAUAUAUGAUAAUAAUAUUCAUCAUAAAUAUCUCAAAUGUGCGAGUAAUAAUAAUACAACAUUUUUGAAGGAAAAUAAAUUGAACCGAUUGGAAAAAUAUAAACAUCAAGUAGAAAAAACAAAUUCCAUGCUGGAUAAAAAAGAUAAGGAAGCUUCGUCUAUGGAACCCAAUUUAACAAAAAAUAAUAAUUUUUCUUCAAUAACUUCAAAUACACUAGAACACUUUUGUGAAGUGGAAAAAAAAAAAAAUAUGACUCCAAUUAAAAUGACUGAUCGUAAUUCUUUAACUCCUAGAUCAUUGCCCUAUAAUAUCAGUGAUAAUGCUUCCUUAACAAUGAUAAAAAAUGAAAGAAAUAAUUUCAAUUCUCUAUUUUUAAGCGGAAAAACAUGUACCAACAUUUCAAAAUGGAUAACUGAUACGCUCAAUAUGACAACUCCGGAUGUUGAACCAACUUUUUGUGCUUUAAAGGAACAUACAUCCCAUUAAUUUUUUUAAAAAUAUUUCGCGAUUUUUUUUAUUGAGUAUCAUAUAAAUUUAUAGAAUCAUCUAAUGUUGAUAUACAAUCUGGAAUUUUCAGAUGCAAAAGCCUGUGUUGUUCAAUAAAAUAGUGUUUUGAAUCUUUUUUAAGAUAACCCUUUUUUUGUUUUUGUUUGAAUUAUUGCUUAUAAAAGCAA